This is a messenger RNA of Jatropha curcas, 1443 nucleotides long. Its product is annotated as phosphatidylcholine:diacylglycerol cholinephosphotransferase 1. Gene Ontology annotation, molecular function: diacylglycerol cholinephosphotransferase activity. NCBI's taxonomy places the organism in Eukaryota, Viridiplantae, Streptophyta, Magnoliopsida, Malpighiales, Euphorbiaceae. The record is from RefSeq and is a predicted model, not a curated record.
CAGGCACCUUCUACGCGUGUAAGAAUUAAGAAGCAGCCAAACACUUGUCCAAACAAAAGCUCUUCCCUUUCUUUUUAACCUAAUCGCAGAAGAAAUUAACAUUUUCUCUCCCAGAUAUUUACUUUCUCACCCACCAUUCCCCUUUUCUUUUUUAUAUCUGUCUGUCUCUUCCGCAUGUUCCAUAUAAUGCAAAACAGUCAGCCAUACAUUCUCCUCUCUUUCUUCUCCAUCACUCAGCCAUGACUUCCACUGCCGUCGCCGCCACCGCCGCCGCCACCACCACCACCACCACCACGCUUCCUUCACUUCAUAAGCGCAAAAACAUCAACGUCAACACUGUCGACGGUGUUGAAAUGGUCAAGAAGAUCGCUAACGGCAAUGGCGCCGUCGUCCAUGGCGUUUACGGGUUUGAUCCUUCGUUUAUGAAAUGGACAGUGCAUGAUGUGGUCAAUGUAGUUAAGUUCCAUUGGUUGCCGUGCUUUUUUGGGCUUGGGUUGUUGUUCUUCAUGGCCGUGGAAUACACGCUCCGGAUGGUUCCGGCGACAUCACAGCCGUUUGACUUGGGGUUUAUUGCCACGCGCUCUCUCCAUCGGCUGCUUUCCUCCUGGCCAGAGCUUAACACUUUGUUGGCUGGUCUUAAUACGGUGUUCGUGGGGAUGCAAACAGCAUAUAUAUUAUGGACAUGGCUAAUAGAGGGCAGACCAAGAGCUACCAUCUCGGCUUUAUUCAUGUUCACUUGCCGAGGGAUUCUUGGCUACUCCACUCAGCUUCCACUGCCUGAGGGAUUUCUUGGAUCAGGAGUGGACUUCCCAGUAGGGAACGUGUCCUUCUUCUUGUUCUUCUCAGGGCACGUUGCAGGGUCUGUGAUAGCAUCUCUGGAUAUGAGAAGAAUGAAGAGGUGGGAAUUGGCAUGGACAUUUGAUGUGCUUAAUGUUCUACAAGCGGUGAGGCUUCUUGGCACCAGAGGUCAUUAUACAAUUGAUUUAGCUGUUGGUGUGGGUGCUGGUAUUCUCUUUGAUUCGCUUGCUGGGAAAUAUGAACAAACCAAGAUUAAGUGCUCAAAAGAAGAAGCUCUCUUUAGUUAAAAAGACAAGGAAACAACUAGUAUAGGUGUAGAGGAGGAGGAGUAGCCAGCCCAUAUCAGGGUAAAGGUGAAAAUCAAUGUACCUUUGAUAUGUCAAAAGACUUGCAAUACAAAGAGAGAAAGGGCGUAAAAUGAUCUUUCAUCUUUAAGCUAAAAUGUCCACUUCAACUAUUAACUAAUCAAAAUAUCUCCAUUAGGAGCUUCUAGGAAACUUGGUUGGUUUGAACAAUUCAAGUACCUAAAGGUUUGGAUGGAAAAUGUGAAACAAAGUAAUUAUUUGUGCCCAGGUGAUUGGAUGUGGUGGCGGUCCUUAACUGCCUCUAAUUGCAUUUUGCUUGAAUAAAGUCAAAGAUUAGAAA